Nasonia vitripennis (jewel wasp) is the source of this 1452-nucleotide messenger RNA. RefSeq names its product cysteine-rich secretory protein 2. NCBI's taxonomy places the organism in Eukaryota, Metazoa, Arthropoda, Insecta, Hymenoptera, Pteromalidae. The transcript is spliced from 6 exons. Gene Ontology annotation, cellular component: extracellular region. Bases 400 to 1236 code for a protein of 278 amino acids. The record is from RefSeq and is a predicted model, not a curated record.
CCUGCUGCUCGAAGCAAGCGCCAGGAGAGCCGCGCGCAGUCGGCUCCGCAAGCUCGGAGCGCGCGCCGCAAGCUCCGCGUGACGAGAGUGCCAGGGCCGUUACGUCGCGCGACAAGAGCUCCGUACGGUUCUCUAGUGCCGGAAGAUGCAGGAACUCGGAGCCCGGCGGAUCUGCGAUCGACGCCUCCUGUGGAUCUGGCUCGAGGGACGGCUGCAGCCGAGGAAGGCCGCCUAGACGCGGACGCGGGUGCAUCGCCAGGGGUGAAGAGUGCUGGAUCAGCCAACCCGGAGAGCAGUAUUUCCUCCUAUGCCGUAACGUCCAACUUUCCAAUCGAAAGCACUGCUGCUAGUGUCAGGGUGUCAGUAUAACUGCGCGCGGCCCGAAGGAGAAACGCCGGGAUGAACUGGCUGCUGGUGCUGGGGGUGGCGCUGGCCUGCGCCGCGACGCCUUCCAAGAGCGCCGAGGAGCAGCAGCUUCUGGACGACGGCGAGCACUACAAGCCCGUGCCUCGAUUAUACGGCGACAGCAUUCCCAGGAGGGUCUUGGCUACCAGCGACAAGAAGGUUCAGAGAAAAAUCGUCCUUUAUCACAACUUCUUCCGCAGCCGCGUCGAGCCGCCGGCCGCCAACAUGCUCGUCAUGAAGUGGCACGCGGGGGCGGCGAGGGCGGCGCAGAGGUGGGCCGAGGCCUGCUACGCGCUGACGCACGACAACGCGACCGGGCUGCACACCGACGCCUUCGGCAGCUGCGGCCAGAACAUCUUCAUCUCGACGGCCCGAGUGCCCUGGUUCUUCGCCGUCAAGACGUGGUUCUCGGAGGAGCGGCUCUUCACCUACGGCUCCCCGGACAACGAGCUCGGCAGGGUCGGCCACUACACGCAGAUGGUCUGGGCGACGAGCCACCUCGUCGGCUGCGGCUGGGCCGAGUGCGACGGCAAGCGCGGCCCGCGCGGCGUCCCCUACUUCAGCUACGUCUGCAACUACUGCCCCGCCGGCAACCGGGAGGACGCGCUGGCCGAGCCGUACGCGAUGGGCGAGAGCUGCUCGGCCUGCGGCGGGCACUGCAGGCUCGGCAAGCUCUGCAAGAACGCCUGUCCCUGGGCGGACCUCUGGGCCAACUGCCAGCAGCUGCGGGCCACGUGGCCCGGCUGGCUCUGCGACACCGACACCGAGCAGGGCCGCGAGCGCAGGCAGUUCUGCCGGGCCACCUGCCGCUGCGACGGCAAGAUCAUCUGAGCGGCCGAGGAGCCGCGUGUCCCCGAUUUCCCAGGCCGGCCUCUCUCUCUCCCCCGCCCCCCGCCCCCCCGACUCGCGCCCCGGGCACAGAGAGAUCGCCGAUCGGCGUGCGCGCAUCCAUGCGUCAACCUUGUAUCGUUCGCAUCACUUCUAGAGACGAAUGAGCUGUAUAUAGAGUGAAUAAAUAAACCAGGCCGACAAUUACUCAUCCCCGGC